This is a messenger RNA of Sordaria macrospora k-hell, 657 nucleotides long. RefSeq lists its product as uncharacterized. NCBI's taxonomy places the organism in Eukaryota, Fungi, Ascomycota, Sordariomycetes, Sordariales, Sordariaceae. The record is from RefSeq and is a predicted model, not a curated record.
AUGAAGUGGCAGACACUCGUCCUCAGCUUCCUCAGCUCCACCACCCUCGCGGCUCCAGUAUACGUAGAGCCCUCACCUCCCUCUCCCGUCUACACUCUUCGCAUCUCUGGCGGCGGCCCGGACCUAAACAGCCACUACCUCUCCGCCUCGGGCUCCGUCAUCGGCGUCUUCCCCGACGCCCAAAACGAUCCCAUCAAAUUCUACGCCGUGCCCAACAAGUCCACGGGGCUCGUCGAGCUGCACAGCUGGGCCGGCAUUCCCUCUUCGCCCGGCACCCCCGGCACCCCCGGUUUGCCCAACGCCCCAAAGACCGGAGCCAUCGCCUUGGUAGGCAACGCCCGCACGGGGCUGAUGGAGCUGACGAGCGUCGAGGAUCCGGCGGCCGUUUGUGCCGAUGGCGAUGGUGAUGAUAACCUCGAUUGCGAGUGGACGAGCUUUACGCUCAACCAGGGGACGCCGACGGAGGGGAAGCCGGCUAAUACCGUGACGUACGCGGGCCCGGGAGGUUGGGUGGCGUUUAAGAGCGCCGACAACGUUGGAGGAGGGGAGGGGUGGGUUGUUAGGUGGAAGCAACCCCAGGCUACCACCACUCAGGACUUUGUGCCGGUUGAUCUGGUGUAUGAACCCAUCUUCACUAUUGCGGAUACGGCGGAGUAG